Messenger RNA from Manihot esculenta (cassava), 2586 nucleotides. Its product is annotated as protein YLS7. The record is from RefSeq and is a predicted model, not a curated record. The transcript is spliced from 4 exons. Gene Ontology annotation, cellular component: Golgi apparatus. NCBI's taxonomy places the organism in Eukaryota, Viridiplantae, Streptophyta, Magnoliopsida, Malpighiales, Euphorbiaceae. Gene Ontology annotation, molecular function: O-acetyltransferase activity. The coding region runs from base 639 to 2309 and encodes 556 amino acids.
AUUAUUUUCUUUCCCCCUUGCUUCUCAUACGCCCAAGGAGAGGAUUAAAAGCAGCAGAACAAGAACAAGAUUUAAUUCUUCUCAAAUUUCCAAGUCAUUCAAUAAUAAAAAUUCAUCUUCCUCCCCAUCCAAGAUCCUUCAGUUCCCCUUCCUCUGUCUUCAUCAAUAUAAUCAAAUUAUUUCCGCACAUCACAGAAUAAAACGGCUUCGUUUUUACCUCCCACCCAGUCCGGAAAUUUCUCAGUUAAGAGGACAAUUUCAGAUUCCAAUUAUCUGCUCAUUCUUCUUUUCUCCUCGGGAUUUCAAAUCCAUCGUCCCGAAGUUCAAAAUCGAUCGAGCUUCGUUUCGGCAUUUAAUGCCGUCUGCGCUUUCUUUUCUUGCUUUUUUUUUUUUUUUUGAAAGGUUACUGAAGCCUGAAGGCGAUUCUUGUUUUUGAUCCUUGAACUGAGGAUUAAAGCUGCAUCUCGUCAAUCUUCGCAGCUGUUGUGAGAUUUUGUGGUUUGAUGGUCAUUUUCAGAAGGGGGUUCAGACAGCGGAAAUCGAUGUUUUUCUGGAGAUUGUAGAUACUUUGUUUGAAAUGCUCAUAAUCUGCAGGUCUUACAUUUCCGUAUAGGGCCUACCUGAUUUGUUUGAAAGGCAUGACUUCGGAUCCACCAAAGGGCGUUCCCGGACUGGUCGCACUACCGCGGUCGCUUUCGUCCAUCGCAGUAUCAAUUGGAGGCCUGGCCAUUUUCUUAAUUCUUGCCUCUUUGCUUCUGGUUUCUUACCCCAUUGGUUCUACCGUCCAUGAAUAUUUUUAUGGUGUUGAUAAUUAUAAUAAAUUGGAUUUGCCCAUCUAUUCUGGGAGCGAAAGCAAUGCUGUUCGUAUUCUUGAUCGUAAUGUAGAUGCGAUUGAUAGAAACUCCCCGUCUGGACUUAGUUUAGAAGUACCCAUUAGUUCUAGUGGUGUUAAUGACAGUGUAGAUGACAUAGAUAAGAAUUCUUGGCCAUCGAAGUCUCAUCUGCAAACUACAUCUGCCAAUGCCAGACAAGAAGUGGGGGUCAAGGAGAAGGGCAGUUCAGUUGCUUCCGGUGCUAAAAGAGAUGUUGCGUUUAAUAAUUCAGGAAAUGCGGAUAAAGGAUCAGAUGAAAGUAGCCCGGCCGCAUCUGCUCCAGAUUCCAAAUCAGAGGCUAAGCCAGUUCUAUCUGAUGUUUCCAGCAACGCAACCCCGAUCAGUUCAGAUGAUUCUGGUUGUGAUCUGUACCGUGGAACUUGGUUCUUUGAUUCACGAGGACCAUCAUAUGCAAACAAUACAUGCCCUGUCCUCACACAGAUGCAGAAUUGCCAGGGGAAUGGAAGACCAGACAAGGAGUAUGAGAAUUGGCGUUGGAGACCUUCCCAGUGUGAACUUCCACGAUUUGAUGCCAAGAAGUUUUUGGAAUUGAUGAGAGGGAAGACUUUAGCUUUCAUCGGCGACUCUGUUGCUCGAAACCAGAUGGAAUCAAUGUUGUGCCUUCUCUGGCAGGUAGAAGUUCCCAAAAACCGUGGUAACAGGAGAAUGCAACGAUAUUACUUCAGGUCAACGUCUACUAUGAUUGUACGAAUAUGGUCCUCUUGGCUUGUUCACAAAACACCAGAACCUUUUGAUUUCGCUCCUGAAGGUGUUGUCAAAGUCCACCUUGAUGCUCCAGAUGAAGAUUUCAUGGAAUUCAUUUCGAGUUUUGAUGUGAUUGUUCUUUCUUCUGGGCAUUGGUUUGCCAAGCAAUCUGUCUAUGUCUUGAACAAUGAAAUUGUGGGAGGGCAGUUGUGGUGGCCAGACAAGUCUCGUUCAAUGAAGAUUAACAAUAUUGAAGCAUUUGGAAUAUCUACAGAGACUAUUCUCACAUCUAUGGUUACCCAUCCAAACUACACUGGGCUGACUAUUUUGCGUUCAUAUUCACCUGAUCAUUAUGAAGAUGGGGCCUGGAAUACUGGGGGAUCAUGCAGUGGAAAAGUGAAACCUCUUGCUCCUGGAGAGUUGGUGGAAAAUGGAUUUACAGAUACAAUGUACAAGAAACAGGUAACAGCUUUUGGUCAUGCAAUUAAGAAGGCAACAAAUAAAUCAAGGUUGAGGUUGAUGGAUAUCACUAAACCCUUUAGUUACCGCCAUGAUGGGCAUCCGGGUCCGUACCGAAGUCCUGACCCAAAUAAAAUCACAAAACGUGGACCAAAUGGAAGGCCUCCACCACAGGAUUGCUUACACUGGUGCAUGCCAGGUCCUGUUGAUACGUGGAAUGAAUUUGUACUUGAAAUUAUACGAAGAGAAUUUGAGGGCAACCAACGCUCAUGAUUGUGAGAUUGUUGCUUUUCUGUUGCCUAACAGCGUGCAUACUUGUGCUUCAUACAAGAAAGGUAAUUUGUUCAGUGAGAUUUAAUUUAUUGUAGGAUCAGGGGGAAUAUGGCUGCAGUUUAUUUGGGAUGGAUCAGGAUAUGCUGUAGUAUAAGGUCUCAAAGUUUUGUUCACUUAUCAGGAUAAGGUUAAUAUGUACUUGUGGAGAAAAAUGAGAGCUAUUUGUUGGAUAGUAUUGUUACAUGAUACAAAAUAAUGAAAUUAUAGGUUUUGUUCA